Molecule: messenger RNA, 1247 nt
Organism: Striga asiatica
Lineage: Eukaryota; Viridiplantae; Streptophyta; Magnoliopsida; Lamiales; Orobanchaceae
Source: the annotation of a GenBank genome assembly
AAAUCAGUAGUUGUACCCGAACCCAUUUCCGUCAUUCUUCAUUACCAACCAAACCAAGAAUAGUGAGCGAUACACACGCCCAGAUUUCCCAUCAUUAUUUUCGUUCCCACUCUCUUCUAGAAAAAAAAAAAGCGCAGCAUUAUCUAUCUCUGUUCAGAAUUCACAUCAAUGGCGACUGGGCUGGUCCGACGAACGAUAUCUAGGAUUUCGGCCGUAUCACCGUCGGCGAGGGCUAUUAUCUGCCGCGCUCAUACCUCGGAGGCCCAGGCCCAGCAGGUCGAGCCCAAGGCGAAGCCCAGCUCCACCCCCAAGACCUUCCAAAUCUACCGAUGGAACCCCGAUUCGCCGCAGAAGCCGGAGCUCCAGAACUACGAGAUCGACCUCAAGGACUGCGGUCCCAUGGUCCUCGACGCCCUCAUCAAGAUCAAGAACGAGAUCGACCCGACCUUGACCUUCCGUCGCUCGUGCCGCGAGGGGAUCUGCGGCUCGUGCGCGAUGAACAUCGACGGUCGGAACGGAUUGGCCUGCCUGACGAAGAUAGAUUCCGGCGGGGCCACGAUGAUCACGCCGCUGCCGCACAUGUUCGUGAUUAAGGAUCUGGUGGUGGACAUGACCAAUUUCUACAACCAGUACAAAUCCAUCGAGCCGUGGCUUAAGAGGAAGAAUCCUCCGGAGAAUCCGGGGAAAGAGGUUCUGCAGAGCAAGGAGGAUAGGAAGAAGCUGGAUGGGAUGUACGAGUGCAUUCUGUGCGCCUGCUGCAGCACAUCCUGCCCCAGCUACUGGUGGAACCCGGAGUCUUAUUUGGGUCCGGCUGCGCUUUUGCACGCCAAUAGGUGGAUAAUGGACAGUCGUGAUGAGUACACAAAGGAGCGUCUUGAGGCUGUAAAUGAUGAGUUCAAGCUGUAUCGUUGCCACACCAUUUUGAAUUGUGCUAAAGCAUGCCCUAAGGGACUAAACCCAGGAAAACAAAUUCAGAAUAUAAAGAAACUCGAGCUCACUAAUUAGAUUUUGAUGAACCUGAUUGUGCGAUGGUUAUCUGCACAGGAAUUGUGUUCAAGUCUUUUACAUGAUACUGUGGUAAUAAUUUGAGCAGUGAUUAUGUAUUUUAUGCAUAAUCUUGUCACAGUUGUACUUUUUUCAAGUGGUAGUAUUAUUCUUAAAUGUUACACUGUUAUUUCGUUUUAUAUGUUGUGAGCUUGUCCAAUCUGGGUAAAUAUGAGGAAUCUGAAUCUUAUUUGCCAUGUGCU